UGGGGGAGAGAGAGAGAAAAAAAGCGUGAGGAGGGGAGGGGGGACGGCCCGUGGAGGCCAUGAAGUUGCAGGCGGUGAUGGAAAACCUGCAGAGGCAGCAGCGUGCGCGGCUUGAGCUCGAGGCCCGGCAGCAUCAGCUGGCGCGGGAGCAUCGCCAGCAGCAGCCGCCGCCGCCGCGCGCGCGGGCCCGGAUCCAGGCCGGGCCGCAGCAGCAGCAGCAGAUUCAAAUGGAGCAGCGCGAGCCCCGGGGACCAACGGCCGAGGGUUCCAGGGACAAGCACCUGGCAAACGCGCAGCAGCGGCAGAUCGCUGCCCAGCAAGCCGCGGCGCUGGCCGCCAUGAGAGCUGCAGCAGCGGCAGCCGCCUGCGGCACCACUGACGACUCGGCCCAGCGCGGCGGCGCCCAAGAGGAAAUGGACAUGGAGCGAGGCGACAGCCCGAGGCUUUCCGAGAGCAGCGAGGCCUUGUCUGGAGGAGAAGAGAUGGAAGGGGCGACGGAGCAGCGUUAUCCCGACCCUCUAGAGUCUGAGGAAGAAAUGGCUGCCGAGGAAGAGGAGGAGGAGGAGGAAGGGAGAGAGGAGGAGGAAUUCGAGGACGAGAUAGCCGAGGAAGGGGGAAUCGGAGUGAAAGAGGAGCCGGGGACGCACCACUGCAGUGAAGUUCUUCGGCAGCCGGGGCAGCGGCGCCCGGGAGCCGGGCUGCCUUACCCCUCACACCCGCAAAUGCAGCAAGUCCAGGAUCAGGCCGACUGGACGUACGAGGAGCAGUUUAAACAGCUUUAUGAACUGAACAGUGACCCAAGAAGGAAAGAAUUUUUGGAUGAUCUUUUCAGUUUCAUGCAGAAGAGAGGGACUCCAGUCAAUCGGAUUCCUAUAAUGGCCAAGCAGGUUCUGGAUCUUUAUAUGCUCUACGUAUUGGUCACUGAGAAAGGGGGCCUAGUGGAAGUCAUUAAUAAGAAGCUUUGGAGGGAAAUUACCAAAGGCCUGAACUUACCCACUUCUAUCACAAGUGCUGCUUUUACGCUCAGAACUCAAUAUAUGAAAUACCUCUAUCCAUAUGAAUGUGAGAAGAGAGGUCUGAGCUCUCCUAGUGAAUUGCAGAUUGCUAUUGAUAGUAAUCGGCGGGAGGGUCGAAGACAUAGCUUUGGAUCAAGUCUUUAUAACUACUCUCCUGGUGGACCAGCUUCAGUGUUAUCCUCUCCCAAAAUGCAAGUGCCUAUGCCAGGUCCAGCAACAACUAAUGGCAGCCCCAUAAGCCAGCUGGUGAAAAUAAAGAAAGAGGAAGAUUCAGUUAUUCCACUGACGCUGGGGGCUAGACUUCCAAUUUCACUAACUGGUCACCAGGUAGCUGCAGCUCAGGCUGCAGUUGCUGCACAAGCUGUAGCAUUAGACCAGUUGAGAGAAAAGCUUGAGUCCGGAGAACCUCCAGAGAAGAAGUUGGUAGUUGGGAUGGAAGAACAGCAGCGACUGAUGCAGCGGGUUAUUCAACAGAAUCUACUGGCUAUGACAGCCCAAAUACCAAUGAAUAUCAGAAUCAACAGCCAAGCAGAACGCCAAGAAUCAGCAUUGAACCUUGCCACUAGUGGUAUGAACAGUAUCAGUAUGUCAGUGGAGAUCAAUGGAGUUGUCUACACAGGUGUCCUGUUUGGUCAAGGACCUGGAGUAUCUGGUGCAUCCGGCACUAAGGGAAAUAGCAACAAAAGUAACAGUUCGCAAAGCAUACCUGGUCUCCCUGUAACUCGUACACCUCCAUCCUCGUCAUCACAUGCUUCAAAAAACUCAUCACCAUGAGACUGCAUCUAUAAUAAUGCCAACAUGAGCACAGUGCAUCACCGCCAAACACUUUAAAAGGAUUUCUCAGGCUUUUAACUCUCAAGGAAAAUUAAGUUUUAUUCGUCAGAGGUUUAAUUAGAGUGGCUAAAACAGGGAUCCCACAGUUGAGUAUAUUCAUCUGUGUUAUAAAACUUUCUAUGGUUACCUCAUGGGAUCCUGGAGCAGCUAUGUACUACUAAUACCUCAAGCAUCUACUUAAUCAAGAAGGCUGAUUUAUUAUUGGUUACAUUUUUUUUUCUUUCAGCCAUGUUCAGCUUUUAAAGAAUAUAUGUGUAUUUCCAUGAUGUGCUAUUUUAAUUGAGAUUUAUAAGUGAAUAUUGAUAUUUUUUGAAGGAAAGGAAUAUUUCGGCUACAUCUAUGAUAUUGCUUAUUUACUAUAUUCAGUUACUGCCGAUCAAGAAAAGGAUAAGCUAUUUCAAUGUUUAUCCACUUAUGUAUAUCAUUCUUAUACUUGUAGCAAUAUACAGACUUUUACAGCAGUUCAGCAUAUUUAUUAUAAACAUUACUUAAUAUAUUUUUGAGUUUCACAACAGGACCCUAAUACAGUGGAGUUUCUUCAAAUCAUAAAGCAGCAAACUAUUCUAAUCAAAGUCAGUUUUUAAUGCAUUUCGGGGGAAAGAAAAUGGUAAAUUUUAACCGUGGUGCUCAUCAUGGCUCUUUUAAUUCUGAUCGUAUAUGUGCAUAAAGAUCUUCAUUUUUCAUUUAAUUGGUUCAUGUUUAGCACUACUGCAGCGAUGUUGGGACUACAAUUUGUUUCAUCAUUUGUUAAGAACUUGCGUGCUACCCAUUAAAUUUCCAAGAAAUCGCAAUGAACAACAUUCCCUUUUGACUGUAUAGUUUCCAGAAAUAUUUAUAUGCCAUUUUUCUUGCAAUUCCAUUUUUUAGGCAACUAAUCUGAAAUUCUGCUAACCAAUUGCCCUGAGGUCUCGCUGUUACAAUCACAGGGGAAACGUACUGAGCCAACUGUCCUCCCCUAAAUAUGUGGCUUUAUUUUAUAAAUGCAAUGUAGAAAACUAUCCUUAAACCUUUAACCUACAGUUUGCAUAUCAUAUUAUGGUGGCACACCUCGGUCAAAAUAUUAGUAGUAACAAACAUUUAGAUGUGUACAAAGACUUGCAAUCAUAAAAUAUUUAUUCCUUUUAUCUGUUUUUGAAUUGAGAUUGAAUUUGCUUGGCAUUGGUCUUCAGCAAACUCCACUGCAUUUACUGUAAUAUUUAAUGUGGCAUUUGAAGUCAAAUAUUUUUUUAGAAUUGGCUUUGUGGUGUUCAACUUGUGGAAAAUAUACUAUUUUGGAAUGUACAUCACCUUUAAAGCAGAUGGGAUAUAGAAAAAUGUUCUGCUUAAUAGAUAAUCACAAUCCAAGGAUAGAUAUUUUUGCAGUGAUUGUGAAAGCCAACCUUAUGCAAGUGCUAUAUAUUCCACGAGAAGAUGCAAUUAGUAAGUUGUUUUGUAUUUAUACAUUUUCAACUGAAUACUUCCACUCUCUUAAAGUAAGUUUGCUAAAUAACAAUUUUUUCUUGUUCUGUUUUACAUUUACACUACUGUUAUUCAUAUAAUUUGUCAAACAUGAUGUUGCACUAACUGCAUCAUGUCUUAUGUGUGUUGAAGAUGACUUAUCAGCGUGCUGAAAUGUUCCUCAAUCGCACUGGGAUGAUUGAAAGGCAAAGAUUGUUAAAGACUAUAUAUUUACUUCUGUUACAGGUUAUUUAGUUUUACUGGCUUUAAGUGAUCAUGGUUGAUGGUGAGAUGCUUGCGAUCUGGAACCUUUGGAAGCUAAUAUCAACUUCUUAAAUAGAAAAUAAAGCAAAUAGAUGUGACGUGUUAUAAAGCUGUUAAAAGCACUAUCUGCAGCCUGUCCUACAAAAAAUGCGCUUUAUGGUCAUGGUUUUUUAGUUUACAGAGCAUUGUUCUAUUGCUCUGUUCUACCUCUGCCUAAUAGGUUGAAUAUAAUUGAAAAUGUAAUGCAGAUCAAGCUUUUAUUAUCAUUGGUAAAGGGUGUAUGGCCUUCAAGUACAUCAAGUUAAUUUUACUUGAACCUCACCUAGCAUUCAGAAUGCAUUUAAGAUGCAUGCCAGAAAUGGGAGUGCUGCCUGAAUCAGUUCGAAAAGAGGGUCAUUAUAUCUGGCACUGGCAUUGGUCGAGCACCAAUGAUGCAAUGUGCUCUCAUUGACUAAGGAAACAUGAACAACCUGGCUGUGUUCAGGACGUUGUCAGGACGCAUUUGAUGAACUUGUACAUUUUGAUCUUUUUUCGGUUUCAAUAUUUGUAAAAGUUUUUCAUGAGCCAUGAGCGCUAUAGUCGCUCCACAUUCUGCAAGGUAGCGCUGAGUGGGGCACCAGUGUAUUGUUUUUAACUUUAUUUCCAGUAGAUUUAGAAUUAAGUUGUUUUAUAUGUCCCUGGAUAAUAUAGACAUAUUUAGACAACUUGUGAGUAAGAUUUGUCAUGUUUUAACCCAUUUACUGCCAUGUAUUCACCCUAUUUCAGAAUUUGUGUAUUCUUGCUAGGAUGUGGUUUGAUUGGAAAUCAUCAUCUUGGGCAAUUGUAUGCAGCAAGUAUUGAUAGGCUACUGAACUGUGGGUGGCAUGAUUGACACGCCCAACUUGUCCUUAUGCAGUCCAGCUUGCAGACAGGGUAGGAAAUGCAGUUUUGUUGUUAAUAAUGCUUAUGUUAGUUAACCCUAAAUAUUGUGGCCUAAACCCGGUUGUGGUGCCCCUUCAGUUCCAACUCUAAUUGGCCGGGUUGUUCUAGUAUUUCAUUGGGUUUUGAGUUGUAAACAAAAGACUAAUGCUUAAACAUUUCACAAGGCAGAGACAUUUUCAGUUGAAAGACGUUGCAUUUGCAGAGAUUUUUCAUAUUUUUGACACAAAGCACUUCAUUGUCAAUAAUUUAUUUCUGAAAAUUGUUCACUUACCUGCAGUCAAACAUUAACAACUAAAUUAUGCAUAUUACAUUCCCUCAAAUGAUAAAUGAGAUGAAUAGUUGAUGAUCUCUUUGGUAUUUAAGUAAGAGUUUUACCCUGUUGGAUGCUAUGGGAAACUUUUUACCUGACGACUGAACAGAAUAUCAACUUAAUAUAUCACUGAUAAACAUAAUCUUCAUCACUCUUUCAGAACCUAUACUGAUAUGGUAGUUAAAUUACACGCGGAAGUUCCAAAAUGUUAAAUCUAAUUUUUCAAAAGCCACUAUUUGUAAGAACCAGAUGUUUAGCUGGGCAAUGCCAAAUGUUUAUUAUUUAAGAGCUGAAUAUUGGUCAUAAUGAUGCUUCAGAUUAACGAUAUUGUUAAAGCAUAAUCUAAAUAUUUUAUUGCACAUUCUUUCCAUCAUUCAGUAUGAACACAUUCAAAGCUGAUUGCAUAGUGCAUACGAGUUUUGGAUGGUAUUACUUUUUGUGGCAUUUUCUCCAGUUAAUGCAAUUUAAUAAUGUAGCUGAAUGUAUUUAUAGUGCUGUUAAUUGAGAGAUAUAGCUUCCUAAAUUAUCUUUUUACUCUGGCACUAAAAUUAAAUACAGAUAACUACCUCAUCUUUCUAAUAUUAUCAGUUUUAAUUUGAAAGCAGCAUAAAUUCGCUGAAUGCAUUACGGCUUGCUAAGAAGAAAGAGCCUGAGGGCAGUUGUUUUAUCACAGUGGAGCUGUUUGAGAUUUUUUGGUGUUUGGGGAGAGAAAUGGUUGGAAGGUUGCAAUGAUGUUGGUGCUUUGUCUGCCCCUGGAUUAUUGACCUUUUAUAUUGGAACAAGAUAACAGUAGAGAAUAAUCUAUUAAAUUUGCAAUUUCCUGUUCCUCCAUAAUAAUGCUUUGCUACUGUCUAAUUGCUGUGAUAAAAUGAUAAUUUAUGUUCAGAGAUAAUAGCACAGGGAGGUUAUAUUGGCUUUAAAAAAAGAGUCGAUAUGUUGUUGUAGUUGACCGAGUGACCUUAUCCUUUUGGGAUAUGAGAUGGAUCCUCAGUUGUUGCUAGCAAACGUGAUUCUUCAAAUCUUUUUUAUGGUGUCAUGCUGUGCCAGAUUGAUUUUUUUUUUAGUGUGAUCCAGUGCAUGUACAAGCACAUCAGAAAUAAUAAAUUAGUAAUCUGAAUUUUCUUUUGGUCUUUGUUUAGUUGAUAUAUGUAUUGAGUUACACUUUUGACAUUUUGACAUGGUUCUGCUCUGGGGUUUAAAAGGUUUAUAUUGCUUUACCAUUCCAGGGAGUGGAAAUAGUUUACCUGCAUAAUCUACGUCCUAGUUGUCAACUUUCAGAUAUUUUCCCCAACUUUUAUUUUGUUAAUUGAUUUUUUUCUGGAGUGUGUGGGGUUCUUUCGUACUUUUAAUUUAAAUAAUCUGCAUUCAACUUCAUAUCUUGGGGAAGAUUUUUUUAAUUUCCCGAUACGUUAGUGAUAUUGUAAAUGUGGUGAGGGUGGAGAGGGAACAUAGCUGUAGCUAAUGAAGUUGCUCAGAUUUCAUUUCAUUUUGCAAUAGAGAAUAGUAAAGUUGUUUAUCAUAUUACUUCUUGGAAGCAUUUUUCCUUGCUAUCAAAAACUCUUGCUUGUUUACUAAAUAACCAUAUCUUAGAGUGCAAGAAAUAAAGGGUCUCAGUGCCUUACACAAAAUAUACCUCCACCCUUUCUACAUGAGCAUUGUGAUUUAAAUACUGAGUUGCUGAUAAACUAACUUUAGAUUCUGAAUUAGCCUGAAUUAGAAUUUAGAUUCUGAAAGAUUAAGAAUUAGCCUGGAAAGCAUAAUUAUGGUUAAUAGUUGUCAGUCAAAUUAGUCCCAAACCAAUAUUUGCUACCUUGAUGAGCUUUAAACAUCAAUGUAGAUUAAAUUGUGAACUGUAUUGUACUAUAAAAAAAAAUGUCCUUUUUCUGAUAAGGAAAGAAAAUUCACAGAUGUUGCAAAUUGGGUAAAAUGAUCACCAAUAAAAUGGAAAAGCUUAGGUACCAAAAGGUCAUCAUGAGGAAUUUAUUUCUUAAAUCCAUGUUGCCAAAUUGAUAAAUCGAUUUAAGUGAGUUAGUAAAAAUAUUGUAGCCAUCAAAGUUUGAUCAUUUCAAUAAUCAUUCAAUAUGAAAACUUUUUUCUGUUUGGAUAUCCUUAAAGCUUUAUGGCUUUUUCAUUUCUUUUGUUAUAUCACUUUGUUCUAACUCGUAAAAAGCUUGAUCAUUUCAAUAAUCAUUCAAUAACAAAACAUUUUUUUACGAUUGGAUACCCUUAAAAGCUUUAUGGCUUUAGCAUUUUGCUUUUGCUAUAUCACUUUGUUCUAUCUCACCCCGCGUUAUGCAGUCCCAGCAUGAAAUUUAUAAUCCAAUCCCACAUUCAAGAGUAUAACUAUUAUCACAAAUUCCUGAUGAGGAGAUGCACUGUUGUAUUAAGCCAUAUAGACGAUAAUAUAAAUCUUGUGACUUUAGAAAUGGAAAUGUUUCCUGUAUACAUAUUCCUAGUUGUAUCUAAAAUCAUUAGUAUGAAUGGGAUAAGAACAUUUCAACCUCCAAGGAGUUCUGGGAAUUUGAAUGAGUAACAUAAAUGGUUCAGACAGAAAACUUUCAGUAGUUAUGACUUCAGAAUUUUAGAGUCAUUGUUAGAAAUAGCUUUGGUUUGCUCUCUGAUUUCCUCUGAGGAACUAAUCUGGUAAUUAAGACAGCAUUCAUCUAUUGCACUAACCCAUAAAGAUCAGUGUCCAUACUGUGAAAAAUUGACUAAUCUCAGUUGGCGGAGUGGAGUCACCCUGUUUGCUGUGAGCAUUUGACCACUAAGUUCUGCAUAUGGUGAUUUGACGUGAAAUUCACAAAUUACAUGAAAUAUAGCUCCCCAAAGUUAGUAACAAUAUCCCCAUGAAAGAAUUUGGCAGAAAAAUAAUGCAGAAGAAAGUCAUACUGUUAACUGCUAUGUUUCUUAAUGAUAUACAUUUCUAUUUGUAGUUGAUCCCUUUGGUCUUUAAAGAUAAUUGCCCAGUUAUGCGACGCUGAUGUAUACCCUGUGAUUCGAGGGAGCUCUUUAAUAAUGUACUGUUGUCGAUCUAUACCCAAAUAUAUUGCUAACCCAUGGAUUAAAUGUUUUGAAAAUUAUGAACUUGGAAAAGCCCAUAGCAAACUUUCAAAACUAAAGUGCAAGUAAAUUAUACAUUUUAACAAAUGUGCUCAGGGUUCGGGUGUGUGUUUAGUAUGGACAAGGGCUUACUGACCAUUUGUCAUUGUACAAUUGAUGCAAGUCGCUGGAUAUCUCUAUCUUCAUGCUGUGGUAAAACAGGAAUGGCAGAUUUAUUGAUAUUGUUGUAUUUAAGUGACCUUAAAAUGUCAGUGCAUUUGGGAUUCUGAAUUUUAAAUAUUAUUAUUAGCUCCAAUGGCUGGAAAUUUAAUUGAAGAAUUCAAGAUGGAGACAUUAGAAUAUCAAAAUUCCUUUUAUAAUUAGCAAAACAUAUUCCAGGAAUAACUUAUUAUUAAAUGGACAUAAUUUGAAAAAAAUAAUAACAUGAUUGUUUUGGAAUCCACAACUAUAAACAGUAUCAGCCUUGCAGAUUGAAAUUCCAUGUUGAAUUUUCUUCCAUUUAACCGUUGCACUGUAAUCGUUAAAUUAAAAACUUUCUGAAUGCAAACCACUGCAAUCUUAAUGUGGCUAUAGAAGCUGUUCUGGAUGACUAUUUUGGCUUUUAAAGGAACAUUGGUUUUGAAAGCUUAUACAGAGAUUUGCACUUCCAAUCUUUUGUUGGUAUUCAAUAGUGAUUUGUGCUUUGACAGUUACAUUUGUGUACUUAUGAUUGGUAAUAUCUAGUCAGGUGGUCCAUCAAGAUUCAAAAGACAGAUUGGAAUUCAGCUUAAUUUGCUUAGUUUAGUAGGAUGGUUUAUAUUGCAUAAUUGUGCAGAAACCUGAACCAGACAUCAGUAACACGAAGUGUUUACCUUGGGGCUAAUUGUGGUCUGAAUCUUACAAAUGAGAAUGAAAAAAAUAUUUUGAAAAGUGAGCAAGACCUCUUGCAGUCCAAAUCUCUUGCCCAGGAAUCCUAAUUUGAUUUGCUUCUGAUGUUUUAUAAAAUGUGGGUAUAAAUCUUCAGAGUAACAGAACUGUUUAAUAUAACCUCAUCAGUAGCAUGAUCGGUAUAUUGAAAAUGUUCUUUUCAAAUAAUAUUUUUUAUUUAUCUGUCAAUUGAAUGAGUGCAUAUUUAGUAAUCCUUCAGAUUUCCUUUUCAUAUUAUGAAUAAUAUGCAUCCAAAGGGCUUAGAACCCUGACAAAGAAUUGUGAAAAUUAUUAAGGUAUACAACAGGAGCCAGUAAAUGGACAGAAAUUGAAACGUCAAUUCAAUUUAAUUGACAUAACAAAUUGGUUGGAGAAGAUGUAAUUACGAGUACAGAAUUGGUUUCAAACUAUGGUAAAACAAUAGUUCUUAAUGUUAACUAAUUUAUAUUGAUUUAUGUUCAGUCUUAUUGUGGACGCAUUUAUUUUGAACAUAAAUUAUUGUUUUUAGAAAUGUGUAGGAGCCAUUAAGCUAUCAAAAUUGGAUUUUGAGAACAUUGUAAAAACUGCCAUUAUAAAAUGUUUUUAGUUUUAAAUCACUUAGUAUCUGCAUGUUAACAAGAAUUUAAAAAUACAAAUAAGAAAAAGGCUUGCUACCCACUAUUGAUCUCAAAUAAAAUGUGAGUGGUAGUGUAAUUCUAUAUCACAACAAAGUCUGAUAAAGGAUACUCUUUAUUGGCAGCAUUUCCUAAAAUGUAAAUUACUUCAUUUCUGUCCAUUUACAUAGGAUUUUCAAUAAGGGCAGUACUUAAUGAGUUGGCAAGUUCAGAUACAAUGACUUGAAUCUAUGUUAAAACAACUAAAUUAAAGCUCACCUGGGGUAAAAAUUACUUUGGGCAAAUAUUUCUUGCAGGUCACUGUAGAGUCAUAGAGUGAUCCAGUGUGGAAAAAGGCCUUUCGGCCCAACUCGCCCACACCAGCCAACAAUGUCCCAGCUACACCAGUCCCACUUGCCUGUGCUUGGUCCAUAUCCCUCCAAACCUGUCCUAUCCAUGUACCUGUGUAACUGUUUCUCAAAUGAUGGGAUAGUCCCAGCCUCAACUAGCUCAUCUGGCAGCUUGUUCCAUACACCUACCACCCUUUGUGUGGAAAAAGUUAAAUCUUUUCCCUUUCACCUUGAACCUAUGUCCUCUGGUCCUCGAUUCCCCUACUCUGGGCAAAAAACUAUGUGCAUCUACCCGAUCUAUUCAUCUCUUGAACUUAACCACCUCUAUAAGAUCACCCCUUAUUCUCCUGCGCUCCGUGGAAUAGAGACCCAGUCUACACAACCUCUCCCUAUAGCCCACACCCUCUAGUCUUGGCAACAUCCUCGUAAAUCUUUUCAGAACCCUUUCAAGCUUGACAAUAUCUUUUCUAUAACAUGGUGCCCAGAACUGAACACAUUAUUCUAAAUGUGGUCCCACCAACGUUUUAUACAAUUGCAACAUGACCUCCCAACUUCUAUACUCAAUACUCUGACUGAUCAAGGCCAAAGUGCCAAAAGUCUUUUGACCACCUUAUCUACCUGCGACUCGACCUUCAAGGAACCAUGCACCUGUACUCCUAGAUCCCUCUGCUCUACAACACUACCCACAGAUAAUGCAGAAUCUUGGUACAAUUUAACAGCUUCUGGUAGACAUGUCUCAAACAACACUUGAAACGUUUACCUAUACUGCAUUAAGCCAUUUUCCGUCUUGAAACUACAGUAUAAGAGAAACAUGCAGAUUGUUUUGAUUAUUAUCAAAAUGUAAACCCAGUUGCUUGAAUAAUUUCUUGCAGUGUGUGAUUAAAGGUCAUUCCUGCAAGUUGAAGGGUUUUUUAGAUGUUAUUAUUUUAAUCAUUGUGUUUAAAUAUUGAAAACCUAGUAUUUGCUUUUCCUAUUUUCUUCUUAAUCUACUAGGGUGAUGAUUGCUGUAUACCAAAGACAUAAAUGAACACACACUUUAAAGAAAGCAAAAGCACUAUGGAACAUACAGCUUUGAUAUUGUCCAUUUGUCCUUGCUGUGUACAUGCUAAUAAUUAAUGCUAUAUUGAUAGAAAAUUGAUAGAAUUAGAAUGAAUAAUGACUAUUAAAUAUAUACUUUUGUGUCAAUGUGCUGUUUACAAUCUAGUGCCGAAUAUUAGAAGCUAGAUUGUGAUUCUCAGGGUUUUUUGAAAACAUUAACUGCUGUAUAUCUUUCAGUGAUUGUAAUAAUCAAAUAUUGUGCAGGCCUAUCUUACCUCGUUAUUUCCCCUCAAUAUUAAUUCAUUUCUUGACAUAUUUGUGGGAGCCUGUUUUAAUUUAAGAAAAUUACUAGGCAAAUGUAAGACUAGCAGCCUUAAAUCUAGCAUGCAAGAAGGUAUAAGAAUAGACAUUUCCAGUUGAAAAGUCAACAUAGUUGAAUAUAUUUCUUCUAUCCUUUUAAAUGAAAAGGUAAAGACACGUGGGGAAAAAAAAAAUAAAGAUGCGAUUUUUCAAGUGUUUUAUUCAACGUGGAAAAACUAAAUCUACAAUGGGAUUAUUGGUAAAAGUAAAUUAGUAGUCUGAUGAGUAAAAUAAUUUGAAAUGCGAAUAGAACUUUAGAGAGCAGUCAAAGUAAUGCAAAAAGGUAUAUCCUUGCAAAUGUAAAUUGAAGAAUUAUAAAAAAUGAAAUAUGGUACUGAGACAUUGAUUUAAAUGUUUUAUUCCAUCUGCAAACAUGAAGACAGAAAUCAAAAAUAAGCUUCCACAAAUACGGCUUCAAGUUUUAUUUUGUGCUAUGAUUGUUUCCUUGGUUUUUUUUUGUUUUCAAUGUUUAUAAAUACUGAAUAUUUUGUAUUUGUUUUAAAAUGUCACUUAUUCAAACUGGUUAGAACAGGAAAGUAAAUUUCCCAACUCAGGAAAACCACUUACACAGAGCCUCAGCUAUAAAAAUGUGAUUUUUAUCCCUUUCCGUUGCCUUGUUUUGUGUUCAUAUUUCUCUAUUGUACUGGUGUUAUGUGACUUAUCACUAGUGGUUUACAUUUUAUAACUGCAACAAAUUGUAUUUAACCCUCUGGAUAUUUAAAAGGAUAAAAAUGCAAAUGUAAAAUUGGCAGAAUAUUGAUAAUAAAUCUAAAAGUUCUG
Messenger RNA from Leucoraja erinaceus (little skate), 11869 nucleotides. RefSeq names its product AT-rich interactive domain-containing protein 3A-like. The transcript has 7 exons. The coding region runs from base 60 to 1790 and encodes 576 amino acids. Gene Ontology annotation, biological process: regulation of transcription by RNA polymerase II. The record is from RefSeq and is a predicted model, not a curated record. Gene Ontology annotation, cellular component: nucleus. NCBI's taxonomy places the organism in Eukaryota, Metazoa, Chordata, Chondrichthyes, Rajiformes, Rajidae. Gene Ontology annotation, molecular function: DNA binding.